AUGGCCAAAACUAAAACCGUUGAUAAAGAACUCGACCUAGACGAUGAUGAUGAUGAUCUGUUUGAGGGAAUUGACCAACUGAAAGAGUCUUUGGAGGCAGACGAUCUUGAUGAUGAGGAUUAUGAAGAGAUAUCCCAAGAUUACGAUAGCGAUGAUAAUGCUCAAAUGGGAGAGGUUUUGGAAGGACAAUCGGAAAACUUUCAAAGAGGAGAUUAUUUAUCAUCAUCAAGACCAAUCUCAGCAAAUCCUGCGAUUGAAUUGGGAUUUUCUGAUGAUGAAGAGCUCGACCCUGAUCUGAUUGAUGAUGAUGCUGAUUUCCGAGAAGCUCUUAGAGAAGCUUCCAAUUUUAAGCCGAAGCGUAAGACCGGUGGUAUGGCUGCCAUGAAAAGACGCAUGAGAAAGGAUAGAGAACUUGAUCCUGAAGUGAGAAUGCUUUUAUCUCAAGCUAAUGAAGCAUUUGUAAGAGGAGACUUACAAGUUGCCCAAGAGACGUACGGUGAGGUUAUCAAGAAAGAUUCUAAAAGUUUCAGCGCUUAUAAGACCUUAGGAGAAAUUUACAAGAUUCAAGGUCUUUUAAACAAGUGUGUAACCUUAUGGAUCAUUGCUGCUCAUUUACAUUCCUGGGAUUCUGAGUUCUGGUCCAUGGUGGCUGAAUUAUCCUACCAGUUAGGACAUACCAGCCAAGCUAUUUACUGUUAUUCAAGAGGAAUUUCUGCAAGCGAUCACAAGGAUCUGAAAGCCAUAUUUGAUAGAGCCGUAAUUUAUCGAGAAGUCGGUCAGUAUGGUAGAGCUUCUGAGAGUUUUCAAAAAUUGUUUCAUAUUAUGCCUACAAAUUCAACUAUUUUGAAAGAGCUAGCUCUUGUUUAUUUGAAACAAAAACGAAUAAGUGAUGCAAUCGCAUUGUAUAAGAAGGUAUUUGAAGAAAACAAAAAUUAUCGACAGUUGAUUGAAGAAGACCCCACAUCUUUUGAACGGUUACAAGUUCCGCAGUUUGGAUGGUCAGAGUUGAAUAUCCUUUCUGAACUAUGUAGCAAACAGGGGGCAUGGAGAAUGGGGAUUUCUGAUAUUAAGACUAUUGCACGCUGGAUUCAGCGUCGUGAAUCUGAAACUUUUUGGCAGGAUCAGAAGGAUGAUUCAGAAUUUGAUGACAGGAGACGCUCGAUAGAAGCUUUUAAGGCCCUUCCAGAAGUAGAAAAACAAAAGAGUCAUAACUUGCCGAUUGAUAUAAGGAUUCAAUUAGGAUUCUUUAGGCUGCGUCUCAAAGAGAAUGAUGAAGCUUUAAUUCAUUUCGGUUAUCUUAUGGAUUCUGCUAUCGAGAAUACAGCGGAUCUUUAUUUGGAAGUUGGAACUUCUUUGGAAAAAAUCGGAUUGUUUCACGAGGCUUUGAAAUUUCUCUCACCAUUAUCAGAGCUAGAACCUUAUCAUAAUGUGGAAUUGAUUAUGAUCAUAGCUAGAUGUUUAGUUGAGACCGAAGAUUAUACGCAAGCAAAAGCAGCUUACUUGUCUCUUGCUCAAAAUGACCCAGAUAAUAUAGAUGUUUUACUAUCUUUGGCAGAAGUAUGUUUCCACUUGGGAGAAAAUGAGGAAGCCAAUCAACUAUUUGUUCAAAUUGAAUCAAAGAAGGAACAAUUAGCUCUCGAAGAUUUUGAAAAUGAGGCAGAUGAGACUAUGGUUGACAUAGGUUCAACUGGAGAGCCUGCUGAACCAAUAAUUGAUCAAGCUUUGAUUCUUGAGAGUAGUCGAAGAAAAGGGAAGAAACGGGACGUAUACACCAAGGAUGAAAUUGCUGAUAUGGAACAAAGUGCGUUGGCUCGAGUUGCACAUACCUACUCUCGAUUGAAAAGGUUGGGGGAUGAACCCAAGGAGAAGGGCAACUUUGUCAUGAAAGCAUGGCUUGAAAUUGCUGCUGAUUUGAUUGAAAUGUUCCUGCUUUCCAACAUUUUCAUAUCUCGAGAGAAAGUCAAGCGAUUCUUAGCACUGAUGAACCGUAAGCGAACUCAGAUGCUGAAAGUUGGGCAAAAGAUUACGAGAAUGAAAUAUGUUAGAGAGGAGACAGAACUUGCAAGACUUCCAGAGACAAAAAAGCUACGCAACACAGCUUCUCAGCUUGAGGAGUUCAGAGGAUUGAAAAUCUCAGAAUGGAGUGAUAUAUUUUUUAGAUAUUGCCUUGCAUUAGCAUCAUAUGAUGACUCUGAGGAAGUAUUAAUGCUAGUUGAAGUUGUGAAGGGCAUUGAAAUUUUUACCAAUACUAAACAAAAGACAACUCUGGUUAAUUUGCUGCAACUGUCCGUUGCUCUCCAGAUGGAUGACAAUCAAUUGAUCAACUCAACUAUAAGAAACUUAUUAGUGGCAUAUCAAUUCAACUCAGAGGUGUUCAGAAUUUUCAUGACCUUUAACAAAUCUAGUAAUGACGCCAUAAAUGUUUAUUCUGAUUCCAUUAACUCCAAGUUUUUUCUGAGACAACUAAAAGCUCAUGAUUCUUUACGUCUAGGAAAGAAGAUCGUGGGAAUGGCUAACUUGGUGAAUCAAGAGGUCGACUCAACUCGAAUAAACCCCUACCUUUAUCACAUUUACAGUACACUGCUGUUUUCGAAGAGAAGUUAUACAUCUUCAUUAGGAUACGAAAUCAAAGUUUACAGAGAGUUUCGGGAGGACCCGUUAAUUUGUCUUAUUAUAGGGGUAAGUUAUCUCAAUCGUUCCAUUCAAAGAGUGAUUCCAAAUAGACACUUUGAAGUUUUACAAGCUUUUACUUAUUUCUUAGAGUAUCAAGAAAUAAGAGAAAAAAAAGAUGGCUCCAAAGGGAUUAAAAUGGAGACAGUUUACAACAUUGGAAGAGCAUUCCACUUUUUGGGGCUUACGACCAUGGCCAUCCCGUACUAUGAAGAAGUUUUAGCAAUGGAGCCAGUGGAACCAGACUAUAAUUUGAAAAUGGAGGCAGGCUAUAACCUCGCCAAUAUAUACAACAUGGAUGGAAAUUUUCAAGCUGCCCGUAGAGUCAUGGAGGAACACUUGGUGAUAAACUAA
Messenger RNA from Komagataella phaffii GS115, 3024 nucleotides. RefSeq names its product One of six subunits of the RNA polymerase III transcription initiation factor complex (TFIIIC). The transcript has a single exon. Gene Ontology annotation, molecular function: protein binding. Gene Ontology annotation, biological process: transcription by RNA polymerase III. The record is from RefSeq and is a predicted model, not a curated record. Gene Ontology annotation, cellular component: transcription factor TFIIIC complex. Bases 1 to 3024 code for a protein of 1007 amino acids. Lineage: Eukaryota; Fungi; Ascomycota; Pichiomycetes; Pichiales; Pichiaceae.